This is a messenger RNA of Lotus japonicus, 644 nucleotides long. RefSeq lists its product as uncharacterized. Gene Ontology annotation, cellular component: ribonuclease H2 complex. The coding region runs from base 29 to 481 and encodes 150 amino acids. The record is from RefSeq and is a predicted model, not a curated record. Lineage: Eukaryota; Viridiplantae; Streptophyta; Magnoliopsida; Fabales; Fabaceae. The transcript has 4 exons. Gene Ontology annotation, biological process: RNA catabolic process.
GCACAGCAGAAGAAACCUGGCGGGAGAGAUGGAAAAGGGAAAGGCGAGAAUAGAGCUGAAGCGAGAUGGAACCGAGGAUCUCACCGACCGCGUUCAUCAACUUCCCUGUUGUGUCAAGCACGACGGUUCCGCUCCUGUUUCUCACUAUUUCAAACCCAAACCCACCGGCGUUGGGGACGAGGGUUUACCAUUGCAAGAAGCACACUUCAGAGGCAGGUUACUACAAGGAACCACUCUCCAACUUCCUCAUGGCUACUCAGGUUUUGUCUUGGGAAAGAAAACUUCGCCGCACGCGGAAGAAGAAAGCUCGCACUCUUGGGAGACCUAUGCAAAGUUUGAUAACAUCACAUACUGGAACCAUGACUACCUUCCUUCCCAGAAUGAUGAUUUCUCCCGUGCUUUUCAUUGGCUCACCGUUGCUAAUGCUCUGCAUAAUCCGGUGACACCUGAAGAAUUAGCUUCGGCAUCUAUUGCACUCUAGAGGGCAGGACUACUCUGCAUAUGAAAACCUGUAACUCAUGUUUUUAGCUAAUAUAUUGCUGUAAUAUGUCUAUGCUUUUGUUACACUGUCUUCAAUAGACCCAAUGUACUUCCCAAUUUAUACAUUUUUCUCUAUAUGAACAUUUUGUCAUCAUUUAGGGAAA